AUGGGUGUUCCCAAGUUCUUCAGAUGGCUCUCGGAGCGUUAUCCGGCCAUCUCGCAGCUCAUCGCUGAGAAUCGAAUCCCCGAGUUCGAUAAUCUAUACUUGGACAUGAACGGCAUCAUACACAAUUGCACACACAAGGACUCGUCAGAUGCGACGUUUCGCAUGACUGAAGAAGAGAUGUUCAUUCGUAUCUUCAACUAUAUUGAACAUCUGUUUGGCAAGAUCAAGCCCAAGAAGUUAUUCUUCAUGGCCAUCGACGGAGUCGCACCUCGCGCCAAGAUGAAUCAGCAGAGAGCUCGUCGUUUCCGAACUGCUCUCGAUGUCGAGAAGGCCCGCGAAAAGGCCAUUCGCGAGGGUCAAGAAAUGCCCAAGGAGGAAGCAUUUGAUAGUAAUUGCAUCACUCCCGGCACCGAGUUCAUGGCCAAAUUGACCCAGCAGCUCAAGUACUUCGUCAACAAGAAGAUCUCCGAAGAUGCUGACUGGCAAGGCUGCGAGGUGGUGCUGUCAGGCCACGAGGUUCCCGGCGAAGGAGAACACAAGAUCAUGGAAUACAUCAGAAAUGCCAAGGCGCAGCCUGACUACGACCCCAACGUCCGUCAUUGCUUGUACGGCCUUGAUGCUGAUCUCAUCAUGCUGGGGCUUCUUAGCCACGAUCCCCACUUCUGCCUGCUCCGAGAGGAAGUUGCCUUCGGCCGCGCAUCGAAGACGAAGUCAACGGAGCUGGAGCAUCAAAAUUUCUAUCUGAUGCAUCUUUGCAUUGUUCGGGAGUAUCUGGAGUUGGAAUUUCAAGAUCUAAAGAAGGACGGCGCCCUGAAGGUUCCUUUUGACAUGGAAAAGGUCAUAGAUGAUUUCAUUCUCAUGGCGUUUUUUGUCGGCAAUGACUUCCUUCCUAAUCUUCCCUACUUACACAUCAAUGAGGGCGCCUUGGCGACCAUGUUCCGGAUCUACAAGGACAUCUUGCCGCAGUGCGACGGCUACAUCAACGAAGGAGGAGUUAUCAAUUUUCAGAGGCUCGGCUUGCUGCUUGAGCAGUUGUCCAAGGAGGAAUAUCGCCACUUCGAGCACGAGUUUUCAGAUGCUAAGUGGCUCAGGGGCAAAAGGCUCGCUGAAACCAACGGCGUUCAAAAUGCGAAGACCAAGGGGAAGAUGACGAUGACUUCAUCGCAGAAGGAGCUUUGGAAGAAGAUACGGAAGUAUGUGCAAAAGCGACCUUCAGACAACCUAGAUUUGGGUACAGAGCUUAUCGCAGCCGAUCGCAAGUUCGUCCAGGAUAUCGCUGAAAAUCUCCACAUCGACUGGCGCACAAUUGAGGAUGACGAUGGACAUCGUCAUCUCACUAUCGCCUUCCCCGAAAGGCCCAGGGCCGACGGGGACGAAGAGGACGAGGAAGAAGAAGAGGGUCACUUGGCCCUUCUUCGUGUCAUGAAGCGCUAUGACAAUGCCCAAGUCGUGGACCAAUCUGCUGAAGAGGCCCAGGCUUUGAUGCAAGUUCAGUACGAGGAGAAGUUCCUCGAGUGGAAGGAGACCUACUACGCCUCGAAAUUUGAAUGGAAGCCUGAGGAGAAAGAGAUCGGGCUGAGGGACCUCUGCGAGAACUACGUCCAAGGUCUACAGUGGGUGCUGUUCUACUACUACCGGGGUGUAGCAUCUUGGCCGUGGUUUUACGGGUACCACUACUCGCCCAUGACUUCUGAUGUUGCUAAAGGCUUCAAUGCGGAUCUCAAAUUCAAGCUUGGCCAGCCCUUCAGACCAUUCGAGCAACUUAUGGGUGUUUUGCCCGACCGAAGCAAAAAGAUCGUGCCCAACGUCUACCAUGAGCUUAUGACGGACCCAAAGUCCCCCAUCAUUGACUUCUAUCCCCGAGACUUCGAGUUGGAUAUGAACGGUAAGAAGAUGGAAUGGGAAGCUGUCGUCAAAAUUCCGUUCAUUGACGAGAAGCGGCUGCUCUCUGCCAUGGGACCCAAGAACGAGCUGCUUUCGCCGGAUCAGAAGGCGCGAAACGACUUUGGCGUCUCACUGAAGUUCACUUACGAUCCGAACACGGACUUUACGUACCCGUCGUCCAUGGUGGGUGUGUUCCCCGACCUCCAGCACUGCAAGUGUGUUGAGAAUAUCUACGAUCUUCCCACCGCAGACGGACUGGAGCUUUACAGGGGAUUGAUCGACGGAGUGAAGCUUAAUAUCGAGGCCUUGGCCGGUUUCCCCAGCUUGGCCACCUUACCAUACAAUGGAGCUCUCGGUUUCCACGGCGUCAAUGUGUUCCAGCAGGACAGCCGCAAUGAAAGCAUGGUUGUCACACUGUCGGAUGUCGAAAUGCGCUGUAGAAUCGCGACGGCCAAGGUCAAGCUUGGCCAGACGUGCCACGUUGGCUAUCCCUUCUUGCAAGAAGGCAAGGUUGUUGGAGUUUCUGACGAGCUCUUCGAUUACUCGCUCUCUGCCGACGGCUCUGAGGUACUUCCUCGCGAGCAUGUCGGCAAAGAAAUCGACACGUGGAGACGAAAGGCAGACCGUAUCGAAGAGUUCUACAGCAAGCGCCUUGGUAUCAUCAUUGGCACCGUCGAGUCCAUGGUCCAUGUCGACAUGCUAAAGGGUCUGAUCAAGACAGACGAGGGUGCGUUGGUCAAGGAGUAUGGAUACAUCCCUGGCGUGGAAACCGACUAUGCCUCUCAAGUGGUUGUUGAUGAAGUCGUCAGCGAAGAUGCACGCUUCAUUGAGAGGGUGGCUUUGCCGAUCGAGGAAGAAUUCCCGAUCGGAUCGCGGGCCUUCUUCGUCGGUGAUUACAACUACGGUCGUCCCUUAGAGAUUACUGGUCACAAGGGCAACCAAGCUGAAAUCCGAAUUUCUACUUUGCCGCAGAAGGAGCUGGAUUUCGCCAAGUCCAUCAUCCAACAAGCCGAAAGGCAGAACCGGUACAUACCCUCGUAUGCCGUCUCCAAGAAUCUUGGUCUUCACCCGCUGGUCCUCAGCAAGAUUACCUCGUCGUUCCAUGUUCACACAAUUGGGGGCAGCAUGAAGGUCAAUCUCGGAUUGAACUUGAAAUUCGACGCGCGAAAGCAAAAGGUGCUUGGCUACUCGCGGAAACCAGCUGCCGGCUGGGAGUUCAGCCCGGUGGCUGUUAAGCUCAUUGCUGAUUACAUGGUUGCGUUCCCCGACUUCUUCGCCGCCAUCUCAGCGAAUCCCCAUGGAAAGGAGCAUCACGAGGCAGACCUCUUCCCCAACGCCGCGGAGCCCGGUAAAAGGGUCAAAGACAUUGGCGGCUGGCUUAAGUCUGUCGAGACUAGCAAGUUUGAGCGUGUCCCACUUGACGCCGAACAGCUAGACUCGGAAGUUGUGAAGGCAGUUGAACGGGCAGCAGACCAGGUGGUUCAGAACGCACCUACCGCCGUGGCAAAAACCAUGCGCGCCGUGCCCCGAAACGCGUUGAUGCGACCGCAGGAUGCCGAGCAGCGCCUCGGCAACCAGAAAUUCAGUCUGGGUGACCGGAUUGUAUACAUUCAGGAUUCCGGCAAGGUGCCCAUCGCCAUGAAGGGUACUGUUGUUGGCAUCAGCACCGUCGGUAACAACCACAUGCUCGAUAUUGUCUUCGACAAUGCUUUCAUGAGCGGCACCACGCUAGGCGAGCGUUGCUCGCCGUUCCGCGGAGGCACAGUCCCAGCCAACUCUGUCCUCAAUACGACUAACCGGCAGGUCCGCGCGGUUUCCAAGACGAGCUUAGAGAGACAGCCUCCUCAGACGACGAUGCCGCUAACUGGUAGAGGAAGAUAUGGCGGAGGGGAUGGGCAGCAGACCUACCGCGACGCUCCUGCUCUAGGGCCACUGAACGGCACCUGGCGGGGUGCAUUGAACGGCCACCGUGGCCGUGGAGGACAGAAUACCCCGGGAUCCAGUCAGCAAGCUCAUGCUGGUCACAAUGGGCCUCCAAGCCUGCAGCCAGCAAACCUGGUCUAUCGACCCGCUCCUGCCAACAAUGGCCGUGGUGGACGCGGUGGUCGCGGUGGCUUCCACAACCAUGUCCAGCCGCAACUCCGGUCUGCUUUGAAUGGCGUUCAUGGCGAAGCGCAAGGCGUUUAUAGUGCUGUUCCUCCUCCGACGAAUCUGGAUGUCACACGCGGUCGAGGUAGAGGUAGAGGUCGGGGGCGAGGUAGAGGUGGCCCACGAGGACGGGGUGGACCGCAGCAAGGCGCGGCUUGA
Messenger RNA from Pseudomassariella vexata, 4191 nucleotides. Its product is annotated as XRN 5'-3' exonuclease N-terminus-domain-containing protein. Bases 1 to 4191 code for a protein of 1396 amino acids. Lineage: Eukaryota; Fungi; Ascomycota; Sordariomycetes; Amphisphaeriales; Pseudomassariaceae. The record is from RefSeq and is a predicted model, not a curated record. The transcript has 4 exons. Gene Ontology annotation, biological process: rRNA catabolic process; nuclear-transcribed mRNA catabolic process. Gene Ontology annotation, molecular function: RNA binding; 5'-3' RNA exonuclease activity. Gene Ontology annotation, cellular component: nucleus.